AUGGCUUGCGGGGCGACUCUGAAACGGCCUAUGGAGUUUGAGGACGCGCUGCUGAGCGCUGGCUCCCCAAAGUGGGGGCGCUGCGCCCCUCUGCCCGGCCCCACACCGGGCCUCACGCCCCCAGACGCCCUCUCGCCGAGUCUCCAGCAGCCCACCUCGCCCGGCAGCGAGCGGCACCUUCCAACUCAGGAACAAAUUUUUCAGAACAUAAAACAAGAAUAUAGUCGUUUUCAGAAGUGGAGACAUCUAGAAGUUGUUCUCAAUCAAAGUGAAGCUUGUACUUCAGAAAGCCAGCCUGUCUCUUCCACACUCACAGCACCCAGUUCUCCAGGUUCUUCUUGGAUGAAGGACCAGCCUACUUUUACCCUUCGACAAGUUGGAAUAAUACGUGAGAGACUCUUAAAAGACUAUGAAGAAAAAAUUCAGGAGGAGUAUGAUCAAAUCCCCAAUAUAAAACUAGCAAAACAGUAUGAAUCGUUUGUGAAAUUCACACAUGAUUAAAUUAUGUGACGAUAUGGGACAAGGCCAACAAGCUAUGUAUCCUGAAACUCUUUUGCAUAUCUGGAUACCAGGUUUGACCUCAAGAGAUGGCUGCUGUAUACUUUUUGCAACUGGUUUGA
This is a messenger RNA of Perognathus longimembris pacificus (Pacific pocket mouse), 620 nucleotides long. Its product is annotated as akirin-1-like. Gene Ontology annotation, cellular component: nucleus; chromatin. Lineage: Eukaryota; Metazoa; Chordata; Mammalia; Rodentia; Heteromyidae. The record is from RefSeq and is a predicted model, not a curated record. The coding region runs from base 1 to 501 and encodes 166 amino acids. Gene Ontology annotation, biological process: positive regulation of transcription by RNA polymerase II; myoblast migration involved in skeletal muscle regeneration; positive regulation of macrophage chemotaxis. The transcript has a single exon. Gene Ontology annotation, molecular function: transcription coregulator activity.